AUGGCGGAAAAGGAUGCAACAGUAAGAUUGCGCCGAGCCGUCAAAGAAAAUAAUCUGUUUCUAGUACGGAGGCUCAUUCAGCGCACAGAUAUGCGGAACCCAGACCCAUCGCCGAGGCGCUACACUUCUUUGGCAUGGGCAGCGGUGCUUGGCCACGAGGAAACCUUUGAAUUCUUAUUGGGCGAAGGUCACGAUGACGAGGAACUCAGUAGGGACUCCGAGAACAACACCAUCCUUAUGCUACUGGCCGACUACCAACCGCCAGUGCAGAACCCGUAUAUGAGCCGAUCCGCAAAUUCCGAGGACCUUAUUGGCGCUGCACUCCGGAUGGCCCGACUAUACUACGACCGCUAUUCUCACAUCCUCGACUGGUCGAAUGUGUCAGGGAGGACCGCGCUUCAUAUUGCUGCUCUCAAGGGACACGAGGAAAUGGUUCGAAUGUUCUGCGACCUGGGUGCAGAUAUUGAUCUGUCUGACAAUUCAGGCAACACGCCGCUUCACUAUGCGAGUUCAUGGGGGCAUAUACCAGUAGUUCAACUCCUCAUCGAGAGGGGUUGUCAAUACGCGGCGCGGAACAACGAAGGCUUCACUGCAUCCGAUUACGCAUAUUCAUUUAGCACGCGUGACACCUUGCAGGACACGGCACGUAUGCAAUUUGAGCAUAACAAGAAGCUACGACGUCUUGUAUUUACUCAGGCUGCUGAGAAGGGUCACGAAUGGGGUGGUGGCCCUCCGACGAACAGUACGACGCUGCCGGUACCGCGCAUGCGCAGUGGUUCUGGCACAAGCCGGACGACCGCUACGUCUGAUAGUGGGGAGUUGGACGGAUCCUUCGCACAGUAUAGUCAAUCGUCGCUGUCGUCGUCGCCCCCUCACCCGUCCGCCUCAAGCUUCUUCCACCCAUCCCGAAGUCACACCCACUCGCCGAAUCUCUCGUCGGCAAGCAGCGCUAGCACUUUCUCAGCGCUAUCGCCCAUGCCUCCAAGUGCCUCCCGCUUGAAUAACGCGUCCGCACUUGCAUCUGCCUUAUCCCCAGUGGCCACAAAGAUGCGAGAACGGGACGCAUCUGCCAUGGAGCGGUACAUGCGGCGGAACCGAAGUGGAAGUCAAGGGACUUCGUCAGACAACAAAUCCCAAAACGAAUCCAUCGCGCCGUCAGCCAGCGGAGACGAUUCCGUCCUGACACCCCUUCCGUUGACCGGUUCAACAACUCCUCGGAGGUUAAGACCUUCUAUGUCUGCUGCCCAACUGAGACCGACACCUGUGUCGUAUUCUACAGCAGGUCAACCUGAGCUUCGAAAUAGAUCCGGCACGAGUCCGACAACGUCGAGACCUAAUGUUGCAUCCAUUCCCAUACUCACACGGUCGUCUUCGCAAUCCAAUACGCCGCUUCCUUUGACGACUGCGAACGGCCCCGUCUUUGACGAGCCCGACAAAUAUACCGGGCCGCCCAGCCAGUAUGCUCAGUUUCCGGAACCACCCUCGAUUACAGAAUCUGAAUCAAAUACAACCACACCAACGCGACGGUUGGGAUUCCAUCAUCGAUUGACCAAAGCUGUCCCUUCCGAGCUUCCCAGCGCAUCUGUUCACAGGCGAGGUUUAUCCGCGACUGCUGUCCGCAAUGGCUGA
Molecule: messenger RNA, 1629 nt
Organism: Pleurotus ostreatus (oyster mushroom)
Lineage: Eukaryota; Fungi; Basidiomycota; Agaricomycetes; Agaricales; Pleurotaceae
Exons: 7
Coding region: 1-1629 (542 amino acids)
Molecular function (GO): protein binding
Source: RefSeq, a predicted model, not a curated record